This is a messenger RNA of Electrophorus electricus (electric eel), 2536 nucleotides long. It is a transcript of the gene dpysl2a, whose product is annotated as dihydropyrimidinase like 2a. Gene Ontology annotation, cellular component: cytosol; cytoplasm. The record is from RefSeq and is a predicted model, not a curated record. Gene Ontology annotation, molecular function: hydrolase activity, acting on carbon-nitrogen (but not peptide) bonds, in cyclic amides. NCBI's taxonomy places the organism in Eukaryota, Metazoa, Chordata, Actinopteri, Gymnotiformes, Gymnotidae.
UCGCCGUGGAAACCUCUCCCUGUCGGCGAGCCGUCUGCAUCGUUUUGGCGCAGCGCAGGAACGUGGGGUAAAGGCUGUCACUGUACCCGCAGGGAUAUCUCUCCAUUCAUCAAUUCACGAAAGGCACAUUUUUAUUUAUUUAAUUUUUUGCGAGCUACUGGCUUUGGGGUUUUUUUUAGCGUGUGUUGCGAGCAAAUACAAGGGCGUCAACUGUUAAAAAACCCCUGUAAAAACCUCAUCAGCAUCACUCCUUCAGUAGCUUUGCGGUUCGUCCCAAAGGCGAGGAAACAAUACGCACGGAGGGUCCGCAAUCGCCGUCGAGAUGUCCGGAUACCAGGGCAAGAAGAAUAUCCCUCGCAUCACUAGCGACCGUCUCCUAAUCAAAGGGGCGAAGAUCGUGAACGAUGAUCAGUCCUUCCACGCCGACAUCUAUAUGGAGGACGGGGUCAUUAAGCAGAUCGGGGAGAACCUCAUCGUUCCCGGAGGGGUGAAGACCAUCGAUGCCCACGGCGGGAUGCUGAUCCCGGGAGGCGUCGACGUGCACACCCGCUUCCAGAUGCCCGACCGGGGCAUGACGGCCGCGGACGACUUCUACCAGGGCACGCGCGCCGCUCUGGCCGGAGGCACCACCAUGAUCAUGGAUCACGUGGUGCCAGAGCCUGGUGUUAGCCUCAUGGCAGCCUUCAACCAGUGGAGGGAGUGGGCCGACAGCAAAUCAUGCUGUGACUAUUCACUCCAUGUGGAUCUUACCGAGUGGCACAGUGGAAUUCAGGAGGAGAUGGAGGCCCUGGUGAAGGACCACGGUGUCAACUCCUUCCUGAUCUAUCUUGCAUAUAAGGAUGUUUUCCAGCUUAAUGAUUCCCAGAUGUACGAGGUGUUCAGCGUGAUCCGAGACCUGGGAGCCAUCGCCCAGGUGCACGCGGAGAACGGAGACAUCAUUGCCGAGGAGCAGAAGAGGAUCCUGGAACUUGGCAUCGCUGGGCCGGAGGGUCACGUCCUCAGUCGCCCAGAGGAGGUGGAGGCCGAGGCGGUCAACCGUGCGGUAACUGUGGCCAAUCAAACCAACUGCCCCCUCUACAUCACCAAGGUGAUGAGCAAGAGCGCUGCAGAUGUGAUCGCUCAGGCUAGGAAAAAAGGCACCGUGGUGUACGGGGAGCCCAUCACCGCCAGUCUCGGCACCGACGGCACCCACUACUGGAGCAAGAACUGGGCCAAGGCCGCCGCAUACGUCACAUCUCCACCCCUCAGCCCCGACCCCACCACGCCUGACUAUCUUAACUCCCUGCUCUCCUGUGGUGAUCUGCAGAUGACUGGCAGCGCUCAUUGUACCUUCAACACCUCCCAACGCGCAGUAGGCAAAGACAACUUCACCCUCAUCCCAGAGGGCACCAACGGCGCUGAGGAGAGGAUGUCAAUCAUCUGGGACAAGUGUGUGGUGACAGGUAAGAUGGACGAGAACCAGUUUGUGGCUGUGACCAGCACCAACGCAGCCAAGGUCUUCAACCUGUAUCCCCGCAAGGGCCGUAUCGCUGUGGGCUCGGACGCUGACCUGGUGCUGUGGGACCCCGAUGUCACCAAGAUUAUCUCUGCUAAGAGCCACAACCUGGCCGUGGAGUAUAAUAUCUUUGAGGGCUUAGAAGUGCGUGGGGCUCCCAUGGUGGUCAUCAGCCAAGGAAAGAUUGUCCUGGAGGAUGGAAACCUGCACACCACAGAGGGCUCAGGGCGCUUCAUCACCCGUAAGCCCUUCCCUGACUUCGUCUACAAGAGGAUAAAGGCUCGCAGUAGGCUAGCAGAGCUGCGAGGGGUCCCUCGUGGUCUUUACGAUGGUCCUGUGUGUGAGGUCACUGUCACACCGAAAAUAAUGACCCCUGUCACCUCCAACAAGACCUCUCCAGCCAAACCUACACCUCAACCUAUUCGCAACCUGCACCAGUCUGGAUUCAGCCUGUCUGGAGCUCAGAUCGAUGACAACGUUCCUCGCCGCACCACCCAGCGCAUCGUGGCGCCCCCUGGUGGCAGAGCUAACAUCACCAGUCUGGGUUAGACUAUCCCCUUGCCCAGCCCAGCAAGGAAGGGGUGGGGAGGGGGUGUCGAGAACCACAGGCCCUCGCUCUGCCAAUGGGACCCCCCGCCAAGCCCCUGUGAGCACCCCCACCUCCCCAUAUUACAGCAACCGCCGAUUUCCCCCCUCCUCAGCCUAAUCGUUUUAUAGUUGCCCUGCCAUUUGCCUGAACACACACAAAAAAACACUUUAUUUUCAGGAUUUGAAAAGGAACACAAGACAUUAACCUACCUUCCACAAAAGUCUUUGGAUUGUUUUUGUUUUAUAUGAGUUGGGUUUUUUUUGUUUGUUUGUUUGUUUUUUAAGACAGAAAGUCAAGCGGAUCAAAACUGAAUUUGUUUUCUUAUUUAUUGUCACUGUAUGGAACACAAAGCAUGUGGGCAAAGGUCUUGUGUUCCUCAUUAUACUUCAUUCAUUCAACGCAAUGCCAUUGCUUCAGCAAAAGCCUUUGGGGCUUUUUUUGGGGGGGGGGGG